AUGUCGGAGGAGAAAGGGCCGCUGAAGAGAGGCCUGGAGAAAGGGGAGGAGCCCUUCUCCUGUGGAGAGCGCUGGGCCAAGCUGGUGGUGGUGGAGGGGAGAGAAACGGCGAAGAUGGAGGCGGUGGUGGGGGCCGGUGACUGCCCGGACCACCUCAGCUCGGCGGACUCGGCGGACGACUUGGACCCGGAGCUGCUGGCGGCCCGCGAGGACGAGGGGAAAUGCCGGGUCCUGCGCAAGCAGUACCGGCAGCUCAUCAACAGCGUCCAGCAGAACCGGGACAACAUCGUGAACACGGCCAGCAACUCGCUAACCGAGGCCCUCGAGGAAGCCAACCUGCUCUUCGAUGCAGUGAGCCGAACAAGGGAGGCGGCCCUUGAUGCCCAGUUUCUUGUCUUGGCUUCGGAUUUAGGUAAAGAAAAAGCAAAGCACUUGAAUUCUGGCAUGAGCUAUUUUAACCAGGCAGCGUUUUGUGGCUUUCUUUUUCGAGCUGCGGGCCUGAAUUGGUUGGAAGAUGAGUGUGACGAUUUCAGUGUUUGUGAUGACAGUAUUGUUCUUUCCUUCUGGAAGGCAGUGCAGAAGGAAGCAACAUCCUGGAUAAUGCAGGCCGAAUCGUUUCACUUUGUUUUUGGUUCAUUCAAGCCAGAACCUUCUUCACGAAAGCCCCGACUUGACCAUCACAAAAAAAUGCGCAAACUGGAAGGAAAUGGAGCGAUGCCUACGAAGUUGAGGAAACUGGACCUGAGUUCUAACCAAGAAGCAACAGAAAAAGAGGUGGAAAGAAUCUUGGGAUUGUUGCAAACCUGCUUUCGAAAAUAUCCUGAUACUCCUGUCUCCUAUUUUGAGUUUGUGGUUGAUCCACACUCAUUCUCCCGGACUGUGGAGAAUAUAUUUUACGUUUCUUUUAUUAUAAGAGAUGGUUUUGCAAGAAUAAGGCUUGACCAAGAUAGGCUGCCAAUACUAGAGCCAAUUAAUAUUAACCAAAUGGACGAAGAAAAUGAUCCUGGUUUCUUUGGCAGAAAACAAGGCGUUAUAUCAUUGAGCUUACAGGACUGGAAAAACAUUGUGGCUACUUUUGAAAUUUCAGAGGCAAUGAUCAAAAACUCAUACUAAGAUUUUUGUUUAUACAUAGAAACAUAUUCUGUUGUUUUC
This is a messenger RNA of Dipodomys ordii (Ord's kangaroo rat), 1152 nucleotides long. RefSeq names its product EP300 interacting inhibitor of differentiation 3 (gene Eid3). Gene Ontology annotation, biological process: DNA repair. Lineage: Eukaryota; Metazoa; Chordata; Mammalia; Rodentia; Heteromyidae. Gene Ontology annotation, cellular component: nucleus; Smc5-Smc6 complex. The record is from RefSeq and is a predicted model, not a curated record. The coding region runs from base 1 to 1113 and encodes 370 amino acids. The transcript has a single exon.